UGUUUAUAUUGAUAUGCGUGCAUGUGUUAAACCGUAAUAAUGGUUGUAAAAGGGUUUUAAAAAGAUAAUAUUUUAGAGUGUGCGCAAUGUUUGGAUACAUGUGUGUUUAAACGAUAUCAAUGACAGAUAUACUCAAAUGAAUAUACGGUGACAACAAUACAAUAAUCAAUUGACACAAAAACAUUACUCAUAUCGCUCUUGCGCAUACAAGGACGUUUUAGUAUUGGUCACGAUAUCUUAAAGCUGCAUAAUCAUAUAACAUGGCAUCAAAGCAGAUUCAGUGUGAAAUGUGCUUUAAUGAAAACGCAGUUGGACAUUGCAAAACCUGCGGUGAUAUUGGAGAAAUUUGUGUAGAUAUUCACAAAAAAGGAAAGUUGUUUCAAACUCACACUGUCGUUUUGUAUGAGGCUGUAAAAAUGCAUGAGGAUGGGGGAGUUAAACCAAAAUUCUUUAUGAAAGACAUCACAGAAGAUAGAUGUAAGCAGCAUCCGACAGAGAGAGCUAUAUUUCUUUGUAAUGUUCAUGAGUCCAUGAUAUGUGGCCGAUGUCUUCAUUCGGAACAUAUUCCUUGUGUAAAAGAAGUUGUUGACUUGUUGCAGGAAGGAAUUACCAUUAACUGCGAGAAAGUCAACACAAUGAAGUCAGUGUUGAUGGAGGUAAAACAUGAAAUUCGGCUUCUGAAAAAUGAGGCAGAACAAAGCAAAGAUAACUACAAGAAAACUGCAGAUAAAUGUGUGCAAGAAUGUAUGGAGUUGGGUAAUAAGAUUAAACGACGGGUAGAUGAACUAACAAGUGGCCUUAGAGACGGGAUAACAGACAAACAUUACGAAAACUUGACCAUUCAUUCCCAUAUUACUAAAUUGUGUGAUGAGAAAACCAAGUGGUGUGACGAUGAGGAAAGUAAAAUUGAUAAUUUUGUUGACAAUAAUUUGGCUGGACAUUUGUACCUAAUGGGCAGACAUUUUGAGAAAGAAGCUUCGGAUGCCAGAUCCCACCUGAAAGAAAUUAAACACAAACAUACUUUUAAAGGUUUCGACUUCAAAGAAAACAAUGUUAUUCUUAAAUGCCUGUUUGAGGAUUUGAAGGAAGUUUGUGAACAACAAGACGAAGUUACUGGGAGCGACGAUGGAAAUGCCAACGAUGUUUUCGCAUCUCUCCCGAAAAUAAACAAGACCCGGCGAGAGCUCACUGUACUCUUGAAUCAGGCCAAACACGAAUCAGAUAUCUCAGAAAAGACAAGAAAGCAGUUCGAGCAAGAGUUACUGAAAGCGAAACAGGACAUAGAUAAAUCUGAAAACAAAAGAAAGCAGUUCGAACAAGAUUUACUGAAAGCGAAACAGGACAUAGAGAAUUAUAAAAAGACACAGAAGGAACUGCGUGAUGAGCUGAAACGAGUUAAACAAGAUCUUUCAGAAAAGGAACGAGCGGUUGUUACUGCACAGCUUUCAUCCCUGAAGGACAAUAUCAAGUGGACUCAACCAACUGGAACAGUUGAUGUCAAGAUCCGUCGGAGGUUUUUGGUAUCAUCGAUUUGAUUUUUACAUUCCCAGAUGGCAUUCAAACGACGCACCAUGCGUCACCGGUAAAACCGUAUCAUGGCAGCACGUUCACAGGACGCUUGCGUAAGGACCCUGAGGGUGAGCGGCUAUGUUGAAUGUUAAAGGCCGCAUUCAGGAGAAGGUUGAUGUUCAUCUUGGGGAAGGAAAAAAAGGUUGUCCUGAAUGGCGUCUCAUUGUAUGAUGGUCCAGUGUAUUAUUGCCG
Molecule: messenger RNA, 1761 nt
Organism: Mya arenaria
Lineage: Eukaryota; Metazoa; Mollusca; Bivalvia; Myida; Myidae
Exons: 9
Coding region: 261-1535 (424 amino acids)
Molecular function (GO): zinc ion binding
Source: RefSeq, a predicted model, not a curated record